This is a messenger RNA of Plectropomus leopardus (leopard coralgrouper), 1866 nucleotides long. RefSeq names its product N-acylneuraminate cytidylyltransferase-like. NCBI's taxonomy places the organism in Eukaryota, Metazoa, Chordata, Actinopteri, Perciformes, Serranidae. The record is from RefSeq and is a predicted model, not a curated record. Gene Ontology annotation, molecular function: N-acylneuraminate cytidylyltransferase activity.
AGGAAGAAGAAGCAGCAGAAGAAUAGCCGGAAUAGUUUCAUCAUUUAUAACACACCCUCCCGCGUGGCACUACUUUCAGACACAUCACACACACUCAGAGUCCAGACGCGCUUUCACUCACGCCGCUGCAGAGGUCCACAGCCGCCAUGUCCUCCAGGAAGAGGGGCCCUCCGGGGGAUAACGGGGACCAGGACGCACCGCGGGCCGCCCGCAGGCAGCUCCGCGCGCACGGGAAGGGACACGUCGCCGCGCUGCUGCUCGCGAGGGGAGGAAGCAAAGGGAUCCCCCUAAAAAACAUCAAGAUGCUGGCCGGAGUGCCGCUCCUCGGCUGGUGUGUGAGAGCCGCGGUGGACUCCGACAUGUUUGACAGUGUUUGGGUCUCGACUGACCACGACGAGAUCGAGAAGGUGGCGAUCGCCUGGGGCGCCAAGGUGCACCGCAGGAGCGUCGAAGUCUCCAGAGACACUUCUACAUCGCUCGAGACCAUCCAAGAGUUUGCCAGGAUGAACCCGGAGGUGGAUGUGAUCUGCAACAUUCAGGCUACGUCACCGUGUCUCCAUCCGUUCCAUCUGAGGGAGGCCCUGGAGAUGAUCACGCUGCAGGGCUUUGACUCGGUCUUCUCCGUGGUCCGGAGGCACCACUUCCGCUGGAAGGAGGUCAAGAAAGGAUCGGGUGAGUUGACGGAGCCGUUGAAUCUGGACCCGGCCAACCGUCCGCGGCGUCAGGACUGGGACGGCGAGCUGUGCGAGAACGGCUCGUUCUACUUCACCACCAGAGACCUGGUGAACGGAGGAAUCUUGCAGGGCGGUAAGGUGGCGUACUACGAGAUGAUGCCAGAGUACAGCGUGGACAUCGAUGUGGACAUCGACUGGCCCGUGGCAGAGCAGAGGGUUCGCAGGUACGGAUACUUCGGUCGGGCCUCGCCGGAGGUGGUUCGCCUGAUGUUCUGCAGUGUUUCCGGAUGUCUGACGGACGGGAGGAUCUUCCUGUCGGUGUCCGGAGAGGAGAUGGUGUCCAUAAACAGCAGAGACACGGAGGGCAUCCGCAUGCUGCAGAGAGAAGAGAUGGAGGUCGUGCUGUUGACCUCCAGCGCGGACCCCGUGGCCCAGUCGCUGGCGGACAAACUGGCCAAGAGGACGGGCUGCCAGGUCGUCCAGGUGAGCGAGGAGCCGCUGAACGACCUGAAGCCGCUGCUGGAGCAGAGGAGGCUGGAGUGGAAGGACGUGGCCUACCUGGGAAAAGAGAAACAGGACGUCGUCUGUCUGAGCCUGGCGGGUUUGAGCGCCGUGCCUAAUGACGGUCUGCCAGUCGCCAAAAACGCUGCAGAGUACACGUGCCGCAGCGUCGGCGGGAUGGGAGCCGUGCGGGAGUUUGCCGAGCACAUUCUGCUGCUUAAAGAAAAAGCGAAGGCGCAGAAGGAUCAGCAGCGAAUCAACCGCCACGACUUCUGAUGCCGAAUGUGAAUCAGUCUGAUCCACAUGGAAGAGAUUUACAGUUUGUGCACAAACAAUAGAAAUAAUCACAUAAUGUACUUAAAAAUAGUACUUUAAAAUGUUAUAAAUAAUAGUUUUUUAUAAGAUGUACGAAGGAGGAUUAGGCCGUGUUAAUAAAAAAAGAAAAUCUUUGAUUGAAUGAAGUAAAAAAAAAAUACGGGAAUUAAGUUGUAAUUUUUAGGGAAAAAAGUCACAAUAUUAUGAGAUUAAACUCGUAAAUUUUCCAGAAGAAAAGUGUAUUAUUACGCAGUUAAACUUGUAAAUUUACAUGGCGAAAGUUGCAGAUUGAACUGGAUAUUACUUUUUUUCUCGUACAGUUACGAGUUUAUUUAAGUAAUAUAAUAAUAAUUAAUAAUAAUAGUUUAAUCACAUA